Messenger RNA from Cladophialophora psammophila CBS 110553, 1257 nucleotides. RefSeq lists its product as uncharacterized. Gene Ontology annotation, biological process: secondary metabolite biosynthetic process. The coding region runs from base 1 to 1257 and encodes 418 amino acids. Gene Ontology annotation, molecular function: monooxygenase activity; FAD binding. The transcript has a single exon. Lineage: Eukaryota; Fungi; Ascomycota; Eurotiomycetes; Chaetothyriales; Herpotrichiellaceae. The record is from RefSeq and is a predicted model, not a curated record.
AUGAAGGUGACUAUCGUCGGUGCCGGUCUGGGUGGCCUCGCUUGCGGCAUAGCUUGUCGGCGACAGGGAUACGAUGUCUUGAUCGUAGACCAGGUCCCGAAAUUCCUUCGACUCGGCGACAGCAUCGGAUUUGGUUCCAACUCCGCAAGGCUUUUCUACCGCUGGGGCGUGGGGGAGAGGAUGGAGGCUAUAUCCAGUGAUAUGCAAGAAAUGCGCAUCUACAACUUCGAUUCUUCUGACAAGCUGCUCGGCGUCGACAAGCAAAUCGGCACGUCCCAAGAGAAGUAUGGUUGUCGCCAGCUAAUCGGGCACCGCGGAGACUACCAUAUGAUCCUAUACGAGUUCGCCCUCCAACAAGGAGUCAUGAUACGGAUGGGAGAGACGGUAGAUACCUACGAUGCUGCAAAGCCCAGCAUCACCCUCGCCUCCGGUGAAGAGGUCAUUUCAGAUGUGGUCAUCGUGGCCGACGGUGUAAAAAGCAAAGGACGGACAGUCGUGUUAGGCUAUGAGGAUAAGCCUCUGCACAGCGGAUAUGCCAUCUACCGAUCCUUCAUGGACGCUGACCUCGUUCGCGACGACCCUCUAAUCAGCAAGUUCCUUCAAGAGGGCGAUCAACUCAGACUCUUUCUGGCACCAAAUAUGCAUGGCUUCAUCACGACUCUACGCAAUGCCAAAGAGAUCAACGCUGUCUUGACGCACAGGGACAUUGGGAAUGUCGAAGAAGGCUGGACGAAACCCGGAUCCAGGGAAGACGUUCUGGCUCUUCUUGACGGCUGGGACCCGGCGUUUAGGCGCGUGUGGGAGAAGAUCCCGAAUAUCAUCGACUGGAAGUUGGUCUAUCGUCCUUGCCUUGGCAAAUGGGUCGCCGAUACUGGCCUGGUGUCUUUGAUGGGUGAUGCCGCUCACCCUUUCUUGCCCACCUCCGUACAAGGAGCCAGUCAAGCCGUUGAGGACGGGGCCACGAUAGCCAAGUGUCUUUCGAAAUGCAACGGCAAUGUCCCUCUUGCUCUACACACGUAUUUCGAGAUCCGACACGACUAUGUAGCCGAGGCACAGGCAACGGGCAUCAAGCAGAGAGAUACUUGGCAUAACCUGCACAGCGACGACUCCAAAGAAUUCAAAGAGUCCUUUGACAUCAAUGCCGUCUCACAGAGCAACUUGUACUUGUGGGCUAACGAUGCUGAGAAGGUAGUGGAUGAGAAGUGGGAUGAGAUCUCUAAAAGGGUCGAGAGCCGAUUGAAAUCCAAGGGUGUGUGA